AUGAGGCCCAUUAGCAUUCAGCCUGUUGCUUUGAUGAUUGCUGAGUCUGUUAUUUAUCAGCAGCUUAGUGAAUUUAUUAAUUCCAAAAACACCAUACCACCGGUUCAAUCAGGUUUUCAUCAUAUAAUUAGCAAUAUAGAUUUAGGAAAUUUAACUUCUGUAACGUUAUUAGACUUAACCAAAGCGUUCGACUCAUUGAACAUAGACUGUUUAUUAGAAAAGCUCUACUAUUAUGGUAUCUCAACAGAAGCUCAGAACCCCUUACGACCUCUAACUGAACACUUAGAAACCAACAUCUAUGAAGUUUUCGAAAAAGACCAAAUCAAAUACACCACAUAUCAAAACGCGAUCCAGAAAGCCCUAGAAGACGUACCCGCGGAUGUCACCAUUCCCACGAUCAUGGUAGUGGGGGCGGGGCGCGGCCCCCUUGUACAAGCUGCCUUAAACGUCUCCUACAUCCUCCACAGAAAAGUCAAAGUCUACGCUGUUGAAAAAAACCCCUACGCUAUAAACACCCUAAUUGACAGAGUCAAACACGAGUGGAGCGACCAAGUCACUCUGAUUAACGACGACAUGAGAGUGUACGAGCCCCCGGAGAAAGCCGACAUUCUGGUGUCCGAGCUCCUGGGGUCCUUCGGCGACAACGAACUGUCGCCGGAGUGUCUCGACGGGGCCCAACGCUUUCUCAAGAGGAACGGAAUCUCCAUACCUUGUUCGUACACGUCGUAUUUAGCCCCGCUUCAAAGCAUCAAGAUUUUUAACGAAAUUAGAAAUAACAGACCCGCGGAUAAAACACUGAAGACGUGCUACGAGACUCCGUAUGUUAUUCAUCUGGUUAAUUACUACCAGAUCGCUCCUGCGCAGGCGCUGUUUAAGUUUGAGCACCCGAACUGGAGUGACGUCAUCAACAAUGAGAGGUAUAAGAAGUUGAGGUUUAAUUGCACGCAGACGUGCAUUCUGACGGGUUUCGUGGGCUUUUUUGAUACGGUUUUGUACAAAGACGUGACGCUGAGUAUCCAUCCGGAAACGCACACCCAUGAGAUGGUCAGUUGGUUCCCGAUUGUGUUCCCGCUGAUGGAACCUCUGAAAGUGAGUGGCGGCUCUGUCAUUGAAAUCUCCUUCUGGAGGGUGGAAAAUCAGGACAAAGUUUGGUAUGAGUGGUGUUUGGAGUCGCCCGCCAAAACCUGCAUCAUGAACCCGGGAGGGAGGUCAUAUUCCAUCAAAAAGCACUAAUUACUUGCUAUUUUUAUAUAAAUAAAUUUUCAUUGCAGUUGGAA
This is a messenger RNA of Zophobas morio, 1277 nucleotides long. Its product is annotated as protein arginine N-methyltransferase 5-like. Gene Ontology annotation, biological process: regulation of DNA-templated transcription. Bases 1 to 1233 code for a protein of 410 amino acids. Gene Ontology annotation, cellular component: cytosol; nucleus. The record is from RefSeq and is a predicted model, not a curated record. The transcript is spliced from 4 exons. Lineage: Eukaryota; Metazoa; Arthropoda; Insecta; Coleoptera; Tenebrionidae.